This is a messenger RNA of Galeopterus variegatus (Sunda flying lemur), 1750 nucleotides long. It is a transcript of the gene EDEM2, whose product is annotated as ER degradation enhancer, mannosidase alpha-like 2. Gene Ontology annotation, cellular component: endoplasmic reticulum; membrane. The transcript has 11 exons. Gene Ontology annotation, molecular function: mannosyl-oligosaccharide 1,2-alpha-mannosidase activity; calcium ion binding. The coding region runs from base 51 to 1679 and encodes 542 amino acids. Lineage: Eukaryota; Metazoa; Chordata; Mammalia; Dermoptera; Cynocephalidae. Gene Ontology annotation, biological process: mannose trimming involved in glycoprotein ERAD pathway; endoplasmic reticulum mannose trimming; carbohydrate metabolic process. The record is from RefSeq and is a predicted model, not a curated record.
GGUGUCCCUGGCUGCUGCUGCGGCGGUGGCGCUGACAGGACAAGAGCUCUAUGCCUUUCCGGCUGCUCAUCUCACUUGGACUCCUGUGCGCGCUGCUACCCCUGCACCAUGGUGCGCCAGGCCCCGACGGCACCGCGCCCGACCCCGCUCACUACAGGGAGCGAGUGAAGGCCAUGUUCUAUCACGCCUACGACAGCUAUCUGGAGAAUGCCCUUCCCUUCGACGAGCUUCGACCUCUCACCUGUGACGGGCACGACACCUGGGGCAGUUUUUCUCUGACUCUAAUUGAUGCUCUGGACACCUUGCUGAUUUUGGGGAAUGUCUCAGAAUUCCAAAGAGUGGUUGAAGUGCUCCAGGACAAUGUGGACUUUGAUAUUGAUGUGAAUGCCUCCGUGUUUGAAACCAACAUUAGAGUGGUGGGAGGACUCCUGUCUGCUCAUCUGCUCUCAAAGAAGGCCGGGAUAAAAGUGGAGGCUGGAUGGCCCUGCUCUGGACCUCUCCUGAGGAUGGCUGAGGAGGCAGCCCGAAAACUCCUCCCAGCCUUUCAGACCCCCACUGGCAUGCCAUAUGGAACAGUGAACCUGCUUCAUGGUGUGAACCCAGGAGAGACCCCUGUCACCUGUACGGCAGGGAUUGGAACAUUCAUCGUGGAAUUUGCCACCCUGAGCAGCCUCACUGGUGACCCCGUGUUUGAAGACGUGGCCAGAGUGGCCCUGAUGCGCCUGUGGGAGAGCCGGUCAGAUAUUGGGCUGGUCGGCAACCACAUCGAUGUGCUCACUGGCAAGUGGGUGGCCCAGGACGCAGGCAUCGGUGCUGGGGUAGACUCCUACUUUGAGUACCUGGUGAAAGGAGCCAUCCUACUUCAGGAUAAGAAGCUCAUGGCCAUGUUCCUAGAGUAUAACAAAGCCAUUCGGAAUUACACCCGCUUUGAUGACUGGUACCUGUGGGUGCAGAUGUACAAGGGGACUGUGUCCAUGCCUGUCUUCCAAUCCUUGGAGGCCUACUGGCCUGGUCUUCAGGCUUUCAGAGUUGUAGACAAAUUGUCUGCUUUGGACUUCGCAGAACUCAUUGAAAGUGCGAUGUACCUCUACCGUGCCACGGGGGAUCCCACCCUCCUAGAACUUGGAAGAGAUGCUGUGGAAUCCAUUGAAAAAAUCAGCAAGGUGGAGUGCGGAUUUGCAACAAUCAAAGAUCUGCGAGACCACAAGCUUGACAACCGCAUGGAGUCGUUCUUCCUGGCUGAGACCAUGAAAUACCUCUACCUUCUCUUUGAUCCGACCAACUUUAUCCACAACAAUGGCUCCACCUUCGAUGCAGUGAUAACCCCCUAUGGAGAGUGCAUCCUGGGGGCUGGGGGCUACAUCUUCAACACGGAAGCCCAUCCCAUCGACCCUGCUGCCCUGCACUGUUGCCAGAGGCUGAAGGAAGAGCAAUGGGAGGUAGAAGACUUGAUGAGGGAGUUCUACUCUCUCAAGAGGAACAGGUCGAGAUUUCAGAAAAAGACUGUGAGUUUGAGGCCAUGGGAACCCCCAGCAGGGCCAGGAACAUUCUCCUCUCCUGAGGAGCAGGCAAGGGAGGAGCCGCCUGCCAAGCAGAAAAUCCCACUUCUCAGCUGCCCUAGUCAGCCCUUCACCUCUAAGUUGGCAUUACUGGGGCAGGUUUUCCUAGACUCCUCAUAACCACUGGAUGAUUUUCUAUUUUUAUUUUUUUGAGAGUAAACUAUAAUAAUAAAUCUGCUUUUGGUUAUCAA